Messenger RNA from Argentina anserina (silverweed cinquefoil), 6097 nucleotides. Its product is annotated as putative ABC transporter C family member 15. The transcript has 11 exons. Gene Ontology annotation, biological process: transmembrane transport. Gene Ontology annotation, molecular function: ATP hydrolysis activity; ATP binding; ABC-type transporter activity. Lineage: Eukaryota; Viridiplantae; Streptophyta; Magnoliopsida; Rosales; Rosaceae. Bases 1143 to 5489 code for a protein of 1448 amino acids. The record is from RefSeq and is a predicted model, not a curated record. Gene Ontology annotation, cellular component: membrane.
GUGGGGAUGCGGGUGGGGGUGAGCUAUAGCUCUUUGACCUCUUAUAUUUUUGGUUGUUCAUAUUCAUACCAUCACAUGCAAUAUGCUGCAUUAUGUUUCUGUUUGCAUGUCCUCAGUUGCAGCUAUGAUUAGUAAUGAAUCAAUAUAUAGCAUUAGACAGGGGAAUAGUUCUUUGCAUUAACCAAUUGACCAUGCCAUAUGUGUAAUGUUGAUCGAGUACGUGUUUAUGCAGAUAAAGUGUUCGACCAAAUGCCUGGAUGGCUCUUUGAUUGCGUUAACCGAAUAUACGUGUUAAAUAACUGGGUUAUGGUGCUGCAUGUGGACGUAGAUGAUGACGAUGAUUAUGAAGUGUUCUUGGUUAAUGCUCAUUAUAUCCGGACAUAUAAGGUGUCCACCACAACAUAUAUAAUAAAGACACACGUGAACACAUUCUUAGCUCCAAGAAACAGAUAACCAUUUAGCUUCAAGAAGUAGAUAUACAGUUCAGGGCGUUGCAUGCAUUAAGAGAUAGCUAGAACAGAUUGAACAUAUGGUAUCAAUACAUCAGAACAGAUUGAACUAUCUAUAGUACGUGCUAUGGGCCUAUGGCAGAGAUCAGAUAGCUCCCUACAGUUGUAAACUAUUGUCUAUUGUUUACCAAAGCAUUGAGCUAGCCUACAUAUGUAUCGAUCUGAUAUACUGCACGUAUUACUAGCGAUUAUAGAUGGCUAUUGUAGUACUUCCAGUGAGUUUUUAAGUUCUUAGUCAGUUUUACUUUUACUGCCAUAAGGAUUAGCUGGUCAAUUAAACUUGGUUGCUAGGCUCUGUCGGUGAAACCUUACAUAAUCUUCACCCAUAUUUUACAUGUUUGAGAUUCGAAUAUUAGGAGGGACAAUGAUACAGGUUAUGACAUGGAGGGUAAGCCUUUGUUUAUUAUAAAUAUGAAUUCUAAGAUUCUAACACGUACCAGAUUAGUGAGCUUUUGAUGCUUCAUUUACAAGAAUCCAAAGCACAGUUUCAGUGGCUUCAGAGACCCACAGGGUGUAAAGCACCGGCCACCGAGUUUUGAAACUUCUCCAUCACCUAGCCACGUGCCUGCCUCAACAGGUGUCAUUGCUUGAGUUCAGUACCAAUCUGACUGGGACAAGCUUUGGAAUAGUUUCAUGGAGAUUUCUCUGGUAAUUGCCAAUGUUGGGUUUUUCAUAGUGUUAUUGACGUGGGUUUUGCUUGAUACACUGAGAAGGAGAAGAAGAGAUGCUGCUGAAAAUGAGACAUAUCUGAGAGGCCGAGGAAGCAGAGGAUACAGAGGUUUUGCUUUGAUAACCCUUAUUGCAAAUGCCUUAAUCUCAGUAUUCUAUGUUGUUUUUGGAAUUUAUGACUAUUGGAAAGGGGGAAAUGUAAGUUUUAAGUCAAUCUUUGCUGGUAUGACUUGGGUUUUGGCAACAAUAGUUACUAUCUACUCCAAAAACAGAGGGUUUAGCGAGCACAAAAGGUGGCCUUGGGUCCUCAUUUUUUGGUGGAUUUUUUCCUUCAUCUUCUGCUCACUUUCUAUAUGUCUUUACCUCAUUAGCCACUAUUUAAAAUCCACAAAGUUUGCAGAUAUCCUCCCAAAGGCUAAUAUAGUCGAAUUCGCUUCCAUUCCUCUGUCAUUGUUACUUUGUUGCAAUGCUGUAAGUUAUGUCCAGAAAGACAGUGAUCUCAAAGCACCAUUACUUGAGAAGGAAUUUGAAAUUCACAGUGAUAGUUAUACUUAUGCUGGUAUAUGGAGCAAAGUCACAUUUCGAUGGUUAAAUCCACUUUUCAAGAGGGGUCGAGAUCAAAAGCUGGAAUUACCUCAUAUACCACCUGUCCCUCCUUCAGAAAGAGCAGCAAAUGCUUCAUCUUUUCUCGAAGAAUCAUUCAGGAAACAGAAGAUGGAAGAGUCUUCAUUGCCAAGAGCCAUAAUUCGGGCAGUAUGGAAAUCAUUAGCAGUAAAUGCAGUGUUUGCAGGAGUUAAUACUAUUGCGUCAUAUAUGGGGCCAUUCCUAAUUACAAACUUUGUGAACUAUUUACUGCAAAAGCAUGAUGAUUCAAGCAUCCAUCAUGGAUUGAUUCUUGCAUUUGUAUUUCUCAUUGCCAAGACAAUGGAAUCACUGAGUCAAAGGCAGUGGUAUUUUGGUGCUCAGAUUAUUGGUGUACGCGUACGAGCAGCUCUCAGUGUGUUGAUAUACAAGAAAUCUAUUUCGAUCAAGUAUUCUGGUCCAAGCAAUGGGAAAAUGAUUAAUUUGAUCAAUGUGGAUGUAGAAAGAAUUGGAGACUUCUGCUGGUACAUUCAUGGAAUUUGGUUGCUUCCUCUUCAAGUCGUCUUGGCUUUGGUUAUCCUUUACAGGAAUCUCGGCGCUGCCCCUGCUGCUGCUGCUCUUAUUGCCACAGUUUUGGUCAUGAUUUGCAACACACCUUUGGCUAAUAUGCAAGAAAGGCUUCAUUCGAAAAUGAUGGAAGCAAAGGACUCACGAAUCAAAGUAACAGCAGAGACUCUCAAAAGCAUGCGCGUGCUGAAGCUGCAUUCUUGGGAAUCCACAUUCUUGAAGAAGCUACUUCAGCUAAGGGAAACUGAGAGGAGUUGGCUGAAGAGAUACCUCUAUACAUGCUCAGUAGUAGCUUUUCUCUUCUGGGCUUCACCUACGCUAGUUUCAGUUGCCACUUUUGGUGUAUGCAUUAUUCUGAAUAUACCUUUGAACACAGGAACUGUCUUGUCUGCUUUAGCUACUUUUAGAAUUCUUCAAGAGCCUAUCUACAACCUCCCAGAGCUUAUUUCCAUGAUUGCUCAAACAAAGGUAUCAGUUGAUCGUAUCAAAGAUUUUGUGAAAGAGGAUCAAUUGAAGCUAAUGUCUGGUGGCACUUCAAAUGAUUCCAGUGUCAUGAUUGUUAUUGAGACAGGGGAAUAUGCAUGGAAAACAAGUGAUCAAAACUUAAAGAAGCCUACAAUUAAAAUUGUGGAGAAGAUAGAGAUAAUGAGAGGAUACAAGGUUGCAAUUUGCGGUGCUGUUGGUUCCGGAAAGUCAAGUCUACUAAGUAGUAUACUCGGUGAGAUUCCCAAGAUUUCUGGGGCAGGAUCAAAGGUUUAUGGGACCAAAGCUUUUGUUCCACAAAGUUCUUGGAUUCAAACUGGAACUGUGAGGGAGAAUGUGUUGUUUGGCAGGAAGAUGAUUAAGGGUUAUUAUGAGGAUGUUUUGGAGGCUUGUGCUUUAGACCAGGAUGUCAAAAUGUGGGAAGAUGGAGAUUUAACUGUAGUGGGGGAGAGAGGGAUGAACCUAAGUGGGGGAGAAAAACAGAGGAUUCAACUGGCAAGAGCAGUCUAUAGUGAUUCUGAUGUAUAUAUCUUGGAUGAUCCUUUUAGUGCUGUUGAUGCACAUACAGGAACGCACUUGUUCAAGAAAUGUCUCUUGCAACACUUGUCUCUAAAGACUGUCAUCUAUGCUACUCACCAAUUAGAAUUUCUAGAAGCAGCAGACCUUGUCUUGGUAAUCAAAGAUGGUCAGAUUGCUCAGUCUGGAAAAUAUGAAAGUUUGAUUGCCGACCUGAAUGGUGAACUUGUCAGACAAAUGGCUGCACAUAGGAAUUCGUUAGACCAAGUUAACAGAUGCCAAAUAGAUGAUUCCUUAAAGAGUAGACCUCAUCAAGUUAAUCUGAUAGAGGUUGUAGAAGAGAAAGGGCCUUUCAACAAUGGCAAGCUUCCAGAAAAGAGUCACGAAGAAGAAGCAGAAACUGGUCCAGUGAAAUUGAGUGUUUAUUCCACCUUUGUGACUUCUGCUUAUGGAGGUGCUCUUGUCCCCGUCAUUCUUCUCUGUCAAGUCCUCUUCCAGGGGCUGCAAAUGGGCAGCAACUACUGGAUGGCUUGGGGAACAGAAAAGGAAGGUAGAAUUAGUAGAGAGCGAUUGAUAUGGGUGUUCAUUAUGUUGUCCGGUGGGAGUUCCAUCUUCAUAUUGGGAAGGGCAGUUCUUCUGGCAACUAUUGCUUUAAAGACAGCUCAGAGUCUCUUCCUUAAAAUGAUAACUUCAGUUUUCCGAGCUUCCAUCUCAUUUUUUGACUCCACUCCUUCUAGCCGAAUCCUGAACAGGUCUUCCACGGAUCAAAGCACUGUAGACAUGGACAUUCCAUAUAGGUUAGCUGGAUUAGCAUUUGCUAGUAUACAACUUAUAAGCAUCAUAGUUCUUAUGUCUCAAGUGGCCUGGCAAGUUUUCCUUCUUUUUCUCGUGGUUCUCGGACUCUCCAUAUGGUAUCAAGCCUAUUACAUUACCACAGCUAGAGAACUUGCGAGGAUGGUUGGAAUUCGAAAGGCUCCAAUCCUCCAUCACUUCUCAGAAUCGAUCACAGGGGCAGCAACAAUUCGUUGUUUCAACCAAGAAGAACGCUUUGUGAUGAAGAUAAUGAACCUUAUAGACGAUUAUUCUCGUGUAGCCUUUCACAAUUAUGCCACAAUGGAAUGGUUGUCAGUGCGGAUCAAUUUUAUGUUCAACCUUGUGUUCUUCGUUGUUCUUGUUAUUUUAGUGAGCUUGCCAAGGUCUGCCAUUAACCCUAGUUUGGCAGGACUGGCAGCUACCUAUGGUUUGAACCUCAAUGUUCUCCAGGCUUGGGUGAUAUGGAAUUUGUGUAAUGUGGAAAACAAAAUGAUAUCAGUGGAGAGGAUCCUUCAAUUCACAAAUAUACCAAGUGAGGCACCACUAGUCAUUGAAGAUUGUAGACCAAACCCUGAAUGGCCAACAGUUGGAAAAGUUGAACUUGAAAACCUUCAUAUUCAGUAUGAUCCAGCUCUUCCAAUGGUUCUCAAAGGGAUCAGUUGCACUUUCCCUGGACAGAAGAAAAUUGGAGUUGUAGGCAGGACGGGGAGUGGAAAAUCCACCUUGAUCCAAGCUCUUUUUAGAGUUGUAGAGCCCUCUAAUGGACGAAUAUUAAUAGACGGUGUUGAUAUUUCAAAAAUGGGCCUGCAAGACUUGAGAUCAAGGUUGGGAAUAAUUCCACAAGAUCCAACAUUAUUUCAAGGAACCAUGAGGACUAAUCUGGAUCCUUUGCAACAGCAUUCAGAUCAAGAAAUCUGGGAGGUUCUCAAUCAGUGUCGACUUGCAGAGAUGAUUAGACAAGACCAAAGGCUUCUUGAUGCUCCUGUUGCUGAAGAUGGAGAAAAUUGGAGCGUGGGACAGAGGCAGCUUGUCUGUCUAGCACGAGUACUCCUAAAGAAAAGGAGAAUACUGGUGUUGGAUGAGGCUACAGCGUCUAUUGAUACGGCAACAGAUGUUGUAAUUCAGGAGACUAUAAGGAGAGAAACAAGUGGAUGCACUGUCAUUACUGUGGCUCAUCGAAUUCCUACUGUUAUCGACAAUGACUUGGUUCUUGUCCUUGAUCAAGGAGAGGUUUUAGAGUAUGACUCUCCAGCACAAUUACUUGAGGAUGGUUCUUCUGCAUUCUCCAAGUUGGUGGCAGAAUUCUCGAGGAGAUCGUCCAUGAGCAACUGUUUCAGAGACAUAUCUUGAGUAUCUGGUUUUGAAAUGUGGAUGACCUCAACUACUCCAAACUGCCAAAAAAUUGCCCGUGUCUUUCGUCUCCCGAUCGAAAGUUUAUCUUUGCGGAGUUACGGGAUACGUUGAUCCCAUGAAGACUUAGGAAUCGAUGAGCUGGUAUUCUUUGCUGCAUAUAGCAUUCAUGGUUAUAAUGAUGCUGCAGUUGGGUCAAGUAGUAACCAUCUACAGCCUAAUUAUUAAUGGGAGAAGGAUGUAAUUGAGGUCGAGAAGUGCUUUAAGAAGGUCCUUAGUAGUGAAAAUUUGAAAUCCUGAAGAAGCAUGCUGCUGUUUUCGCAGGUCUCAAACAAAUGUACGUCUCACAAACUCAUUUUAGAAGAUUGAAGUGUACUGCAGUACAGAGAGUUUUCAUUUUUGACUGAAGCAAUCUCUCUUUGGUCUCAUGUAUAUUUGCAAGUUUAAUUAUGUUCUUAUGAAAUUAAAGCGUGCGGCCCAAAUUCAAGAGAGCAAAGCCCCGCAUUCUUUGUAAAUAAUUGUCAAGUUGUUACUCCUAUUUCCUUUCGGAGUACUUUUAUAGUUCAACCUUGAACCUUGAGAAAUUUCAUCGCCACUUUUGGCUCAAA